This is a messenger RNA of Trypanosoma conorhini, 1872 nucleotides long. RefSeq lists its product as uncharacterized. Lineage: Eukaryota; Euglenozoa; Kinetoplastea; Trypanosomatida; Trypanosomatidae. The transcript has a single exon. Bases 1 to 1872 code for a protein of 623 amino acids. The record is from RefSeq and is a predicted model, not a curated record.
AUGGCGAGGGCAGCGGAUUCUGUCCUGUUUUACGGUGCGGUGGAGAAGGUUGGGACGGAUGGCUCCAUCCUGUCCCGCAACGUGUGCCUCACACCAUUAGCGCUGCUCGUCUGCCUGCCCGCGGGCGGAGUCACGCGGACGGUGGCGCUCGCCAGCGUUCUGCAGUUGGAAUUUACAAAGCAGGACGUGGCUGGUAAGCCGCGCUGCACGAUACAUGUGCGCGGCGAGGCACCUCUGACACUCGACUUCGCCGAUCAGAGCGGGGCGGGCGACUUUGCCGACGCCGUCGCCAAGGCGACAGGCCACGUGCGGGUGGUGCACCUCGCUGGGACGCCGCUGCGGGAGAGGCAAGUCCGCUCGGACGCCCCGCACGCCGCACCGAGAGGAGUGCGCUUGGUCGAUCCACCCGAACUGUCCGAGCCGUCGUCGUUGGCUGCGGGGAACGAGAGGUGGCUCGGAGUGCCGUCGCCGUCGCCCUCCGUGGAGCCGGGGAGUCGUGCCAGGGCCCAGACCCUCGCGAGGCCCGCGGAGGCGUUGGCGAUGGUUGGGCGAAGGCCGGCGCUGGGUUCGAAGGCCGGCGGUGCGCGUGGCGACGGCGCAAACUCGGACUUGCCCCCCGAGAGCCACGCCUCUCCGCUUCGCCGUGAGGCAUUCCACGAUCCGCAGCGGGCGGGCAGCCAGGACGCGAAUGGUGCCUCGGCCGUCGUGUACGACCUCCGGCGCCCGGCGGAGAGCUCUCUAUACACCAGCGAUAUAACGCGACCAAGGACGGCGCCGCGCAACGACGCAGGUGAGCAUGCCACCCUGUGGCAGGAGCUUGAAGGGCAGCCGCAGCCGCAUGUUGAGUCGCUUCACGACCUUCGUGCCCAACGGGACUCGCUGGCGAAGCUUCAACAGCGUCUCUCAACGGAUUUGGAGUUGCAGAAACAGGCUGUGGGUCGUCUCAGCAGCGAGUUGCAGGAGAAGAAUGCGUUUAUCGAUGACCUAAAGACGGCGCUGCGCUCUCAGGAGGCCGUGUUUCAGGAGAUGCUGCGAUCCACAGAGCAGCGACGUUUGAUGGAGCAUGCCAAAAACGAGCUGGAGAAACAAGUGGAGGUGCUGCAGGCGGAGGUGCGUCACUGGGAGAGCCUCAGUGAGCGUCGAGAAUCCGAGUAUAGAAAGGAACUGGCAACGAAACUCGCAGAGUUGCAUGACUCGCACACCAAGGAAGUAGAGGCGGUGCAGGGGGCCUUUGCGGAGUACGACGCCGAGAUGACGGAGUACGUUUCGAGUCUUCUGACGGACAUGGAUCGCGAGGCACGCAAGUGGGGGGAGCAGCAGCGACUGCUCCAGGACCAAAUUGAGAGUCAACAGCAAGAAAUUGCGGAACUGACGAGUGCCCUUGCGCCGCGGCGAGUUGCCGUGCCUGACUCCAAUUCCGCGUCUCCCGCACUUGCCGAUGUUGAGGCAGAGGCAGAGUCGGGAGCUGGAGAGGCUGAUUGUGUGGACGAAGAUGGCAAGGCAUCGCUGUUGCAGCGCCGGCGCGAAGCCGCGCGACCAUCCCGGCGUCCUACUUCGCCUGCGACCGCAAUGUCGGCGUUGGGGCAACGCUUGGCGUCGUUGGAGGAGGGGCGGGCACGUCUACAGUUGGGUGAAACGCUGCGCCGCUACGCCCACAGGCGCGGUCAUGAAACCGGUAGCGGCGCCUUCGGCGGCCAUGCGGAGCGGGAGGGGCAGCAAGUGCGCGGCCGAGCGGCGGCUGAAGCUGCGGCCGCGGCGUCGCCACAACUUCUGCAGACGCCUCUUCUCGGGCAGGAAGCGGGGAACGAGGCGCCGUCGCGGUUGGUGUCCCCUGGCGAGUCGCGCGGUGUCCGUAGUCGCGCCAUUCUCUGA